Colletotrichum karsti is the source of this 2841-nucleotide messenger RNA. RefSeq lists its product as uncharacterized. Lineage: Eukaryota; Fungi; Ascomycota; Sordariomycetes; Glomerellales; Glomerellaceae. The record is from RefSeq and is a predicted model, not a curated record. The transcript has 3 exons.
CUGACCGAAAAUAUCAUCAGCUUCUCCCCCAGAGACGAGUCCUUCCGCUUCUGGUACACCCUCUGGGACCUCUUCCCCGCGACGUACACGUGCCCGUGGGACCUCCAGCGGGUGGGCAAGCUCGGCGACGGGGGCAAGUGGAUCUGCGGGAUGAGCAAGUACGAGAACCCUCGCCCCCCCGCACGUCCGCCGCUCCGCGUGUACAGCUUCGGCGUCGGCGGCGACUCCUCCUUCGAGGACGACUUCCUCAACCGCUCCUCGGCCGCGGAGGUCUGGGGCUUCGACGACACCGUCGACGGCUGGGGACAGGGUCUCGGCGCGCGGUAUCCCGACAGGACGCACUUCUUCAAGACGGCCGUGGCGGGGUAUGAUUUUUACGACGAGGGGGAUCGGACGGAGUUUUUGAGUGUGAAAAGUAUUAUGAAGAAGUUGGGGCAUGAUUACGUGGAUCUCGUCAAGAUGGAUAUCGAGGGCGACGAGUUUCCUGCGUUGGAGGCGUUUCUGGAGGAGUUUAGAGAGGCGGGGAGGGAGGUGCCGGUUGGGCAGCUGGUUGUCGAGAUCCAUGUGCCUGAGAAGGGGCCGCGGAUCAGUCAGUUCGCGGAGUGGUGGGGGAGGAUUGAGGGGAUUGGGAUGAGGCCUGUGAGUGCUUACGACGCCUCUGCGGGCCGUCGUGCGGAACUGGAUGUGGAAGUCGACGGCACUGCUCGCUUCGCCGGCUUGAAUGUAGAUGUCAUCAAGGCCAAAACCGACUCCUACCACACAGACUUCGCUGGCACGCUUCUGGAGGCUCAGGAUAUUUCUGGUUUCAACAGAAGCCCUCACCAUACGUACCAGCCGACCGGCGAGUCUGUGCAUGAUGCUUUCGCAAUAACGAUGACGGGUGGACUACAAGCGGGAGGCGAGAAGCGCGAACAUGUCGAUGAGAACCUUCUUACAUGGAUGAAAUGGAUUCUUGACUGUAGGGUCAAUCACUGGCACAUUCCCGGGGGAUCGACACAAGACAAGCUGGACAUAAACAGUGCACACCUUUUCUUCAGGGCGGCCGUAUUUGGUAGAAGCUUCAUCGUCACGGAGAAGGGGUACUUUGGGUUUGCCCCAAGCACAUUCUAUUUCGACAGGGACGACUACGUCCGUCUUUUGUCCCUGUCGCCCGGAGAAUUCGACGAACCAAUCGUGUGCGAUCUCAAAAUUGCCUCAAUUGCGCACUUACCACAACACUUCGAAGCUUUGUCGUACUGUUGGGGUGACCAACGAGACCGGAAACCGAUCAUCCUUCGAGGAACCGAAUACCUUGCCACCGCAAGUCUCAUUACCGCACUACGACAUCUACGAUAUGCCGACCGUCCGCGCACCCUAUGGGUUGAUGCGCUUUGUAUCAACCAGGAAGAUACAGCAGAGCUCAGUCACCAAAUCCUACACAUGAGGAACAUUUAUAGCCAGGCGACCCGGGUGUUGGCUUGGGUUGGAACCGAGGAAUGGAAUCCAAAGGCCGCAUUCGACGCUAUCCGGCGGCGCGCAGAGAAGGCAGCUGUCCUCGACGAGGCAUCGCUGGCAGCACUUUAUCACUUCCUGUCGAGCCCGUAUUGGGAGCGACUUUGGGUCGUCCAGGAGCUGGCACUCGCACGAGACAUUGCCAUUGUCUGUGGCCGAGAGAUCUUACCGUGGAAAGCCAUCGACCAGUUGAUGGCCCCAGAUGCGGCUGGUCGCCGACUACCGGAUGGCCUGCCGUACCACAUGCGGAAAGGACUGUGGAAGGUCCGGCACUUGUGGCACACCCGAACCGUACUUCACUCGCCAGAUCGAAGCCUCAACUUUCUUCAAGUUCUUAACAAGUUCAACCCCUGUUUGUGUUACUUGGCGAAAGACAAGGUCUACGCCACUCUGGGCAUGUCUUCUGAUGUGGUGAGACGGAUCGUCCGGCCGGAUUAUACGGACAGCACCACUACCGAGGACGUAUUUCGUCAGGCGACUAUUGCAUGCAUCUCCGAGCAGAAGAACCUAGACGUUCUCGCCCUCACUAGGCGUUGGACGGAGUAUGGCGAAUUCCAGGUAUCCGGUGAUGAACCCAAACCUCCAGUUUCCAGGGUUUCUUGGGCAGGAGAGUGGUCUACGGUGCGCAUCAUACGGCCUUUGAUCGAGCCGGAUGACACAGUCAAGGCAUACGCAGCUGCUCCUUGCGAUGGGUUCGACGUAGAGGAAGCUACACGACAUGCCAACCGUGGCUUGCUGAAGCUUAAAGGAGUUUUGCUGGAUAUGUUGAAUCAUGUUGAGGAGCUUCCAAAUCCAUACCUUGACGGCUGGGAGGAGCGUACCAUAGCUUGGGAGCCCAAGGGACUCGACACAUAUGAGUAUCCGACGGGAGAGAACGGAGUCGAUGCAUUUUGGCGAACGCUGCUAUUUGACAUGGCCUAUUCCACCUUCCACCCUGUUCACGAGCGUCUGACAAAGGAAGAAGCUCCACGGUACCGGCAGCUUUAUCUUGAGUGGACUGGCAGGUCUGAGAGCUCUACAAAUGAGAAUUCGUUCUCUAACUGUUUAAGAUGGGGUGUCAACUUCAGCAGCCUCCACGGGUGGACUUUUGCAGUGACAGAGACCGGUUACUUUGUGAGGACCCAGCCAGAAGCCGAACCUGGCGAUGUGGUUGCUUUUGUAUCUGGUAGCGCGGUCCCAUUGAUUCUGAGGGCAACACAGAAUUUGGAAGUUGGAUAUGCGCAUGGUUCAUCAGAUGUCGGUGGACAGAGGUUGUGGCGUUUGGUGGGCUCGGGGUACGUUCACGGGAUGAUGGAUGGCGAAGCCUUCGAUAAGAACCCUCCAGAUGUCGUCGAUAUCUUACUGGUCUGA